UCGACAUUUCCUGUCUGCGAAGUGGUGCAGUUUAUCUUUAAGGAGGCUAGAGAAAUAAGAAAUGAGUCUCACGUUGCACGGGUGACAUCACUGGCUUUUGGCUCCGUGCUCUGUAUUCUCUGUCUGUAGGCUUUAGCCAAGGCUGCAGGGCUGAGUGUUUGAACAAGGCAAGAUUCCCAGGUGUACGGAAGAUUGGAUUCACUCUUAUUUGGGUUAAAAAACGGUGAAAUGAGAUUUCUAAAGCUCACGGACUCCAGCUCGCCUUCUGUUGCUUUUGAUUUCUACAAGAUGGGUGAGUUAUUCCCAGCAGAGAGAAAGGGAGUGGAAAUUUAAGGAGCAAAAAAAAAAUAAAAUAUGUCUGCAUAUAUAUCUGCUGAUGCCGGGGAUACGGCUCACAUGAAGCUGCUGAGCUAAAACCCUCAGCCCCUACGUGGAGAGCAGGCCAUAUGGCAGAGAAAUGGUGCAGACCGAAAAGCUGUUGACAACUGUUAGGGGCUGCUUUCCCCUCCCCGUGUAAGAUGGUUAACGUGCCCCUGUGUUAGGAAAACUGUGCACAACAAACCGAGGCGGCGGUGACGAAGGAAGAAGCCGUUCAGAUACCGGCGGAAGGGGGUGGAAGAAGGAUGCUGGGGCCUGAGGACCGCUGCCAGAGCUGCCUAGCGGGAGGUGCGCGCUCCCUGCUCUGUGGCAGCGCAUCCAGAGGCCCCCGCGGCUCCCUUGGUGCCUCUCGCCCUGUCUGGGUGCAGACAGCCACCGUGCUCGCUGCCACGGCAGGGAUUUGGGGUGCUUGGGCUACGGCUGGCCAGGGAAGGGCUCGUUGCAUGAGGCUGCCCUGAUGCCAGCGCAGACAACGGGACCGGCCAAGUGAACGGCGAGGCUGGCGGAGAGGAGCUGAGGUGCCUUGGAGAGGAUCUGAGGUGCCUCAGAGAGGAGCUGAGGUGUCUCGGAGAGGAGCUGAGGUGUCUCAGGAAGCCAGGAUGCUGGCUGAAGUCUGCUAAGGGAGAAACCUGUGCAUGCCUGCAUUCCCAGCCACAGCCGGGGAGCUUGCGUUUCAGCCGCGAUUUAAAGCAGCAGCAGCAGCAGCAACAACAGAUUGCUCGCCCUCCUGCUCCCUCCCUUUCGACCCCGCUUUCAACCCAAGCCAGCGAGCGACCGUCCGGAUGCUGCUCUUGCUGGGCUGCUGACAAAGACGAGGCAAGGCACCCCUCCUGAACCCAGGCCGGCCGCCCGCCUGCCUCAACGGGGGACACUGCUGCCUGGCGAACUUUUCUGUCCUGCGAUGCUGGGCUGAAGCCUCGGGUCUGCAAGCCAUCCCUCCCGCAUCUCCCAGCUGGUCAGACUGAAAGAGAUUAAUGGACUGAUCAAACAGCCGUAGCUUUCGAGCCUCGUCGGAGGAGGGGGUUGCUCCUUCAGCCCCCACAGCUCGGGUGCUCGUGGCGAGGCCAAGAGGACGCCUUUGUAUAGGCUCGCUGGAGGUGGGAGGCUGUGUUUCCCCUCGCCAGGUCUCCUCCGCAGGGGAGCAGAGGCAGAUGAGCCCCCAGGACUGCCCCCAGGGCAGAACUUUGUAGCGCUCCGGGCGUCCCCCCCCGAGCGUGGAUGUGAGCCGCACGAGCUGGGGAUGUCUGAGGCAGCCUCUGCCGAGUGACACCCAGCAGCUGCUCCGCAGGAUUCGGCGUGGCCUCACGCUCAAGGGCUUUGCCUGUUGUGAAGAUGCCCAUGGUGUUUCUGUGAAGCUGAGGCAUGGCUGCUGGAAGGUUGCUGCUGUAUGCUGGCCUCUCUUUAGCUCUGUGUGCCCUGGGCAUGCUGGCUGUGGCCAUCUGCUCUGACCAUUGGUACGAAACUGACGCCAGGAAGCACAGGGAGAGGUGCAAGAGCAUCACCACUAAGAGAAAUGACCCUGGCUUCAUAUAUAACUCCAACAACAACCUGCCUCUCAGGGCCAGCAGGUCGAGGUUGGACCGCUGGGAAGGGAAACUCCUCUUGGCAAGGAACAGGAGGCAGAUCUUUGCCAUGAGCGCAGUCGACGAGUGCAACAGACAGUACAACUCCACCAACAUGGGGCUCUGGAGGAAAUGCCACCGGCAAGGGUUCGACCAAGAGCUGGAGGAGCUGAUUGCCAAAGGAGCAAUUGAGCGGUGCACGUACAUCAAGUACCACUACUCCUCAGCGACCAUUCCCAAGAACCUCACCUACAACAUCACCAAGACAAUCCGCCAGGAUGAGUGGCAUGCCUUGCAUCUGCGCAGGAUGACAGCUGGCUUCAUGGGCAUGGCCGUGGCCAUCAUCCUGUUUGGAUGGAUUAUCGGGGUGCUGGGGUGCUGCUGGGACCGAGGCCUUAUGCAGUAUGUGGCGGGGCUUCUCUUCCUCAUGGGAGGAACCUUCUGCAUCAUUUCACUGUGCACGUGCGUGGCUGGAAUCAACUUUGAGCUCUCCCGUUACCCCCGCUACCUGUACGGACUGCCCGACGACAUCAGCCACGGCUAUGGCUGGUCCAUGUUCUGUGCGUGGGGGGGCCUGGGCCUCACUCUUAUCUCUGGCUUCUUCUGCACCCUGGCCCCUUCCGUCCAACCUGUCCCCAGGACCAACUGCCCCAAAUCUAGACCUGAGAAUGGGACAGUGUGCUAAAACAAAUAGCAAACAAAUACACACACACACACACACAGGUAUAUAUAUAUAUAUGUCCAUGUAUACCGAUACAUGCGUAUAUAUGUAUAUAUAAUUAUAUAUAUAUAUAUAAUCUCAAAUUAACGCCAGUGCCAAGGUAGAGCUGAGUCCAACACGGCACUCACAUCUCCACCGGACUCUGUGUUGCUUCGUUCUUUCUCACAGAGGUGGGAAAGCUUUUCUCUCACGUGGCUCUUCCAUCCAACUCCUAACUUCAGCACCAUACCUUAGAGGCCGAACGAACUUACUGUCGCACCUACCAGCUGCCACCCGGGAAGGGGGAGAGGGGGUCCGUGGGGGGAUCUGGAAGCAGAUUCUGCACGGGACAUGGAGGGUGGGGGGGACAGAAGGCCUGUGCAUUGCAGCCAGAAAGGAAAACGCAAACAGAAAGCAAAGAAACAAAUCAAGCAUUUGAGCCACCUCAACGAUGUACCUCCUCAAGGCCAUUGUCAGAAACCCACCCACUUUCUUUUUCUUUCUGAAAACAAAAUGACAGAAGCCUACCCUGUUGGUUUUCUUUCUUUUUUCUUUUUUAUUUCUUUUUUUUUCCUUUUCUUGUUUUGGGGAUCUCUUUUUUUUUUUUUUUCUUCACUUACAACACAGAAAACAAAAUGGACAGAAGAUGUGGGGAAAAGCAAAAAAAGCGUUUUCUCUUUCCUGCCAAACUUUAGAAAGAAGCAAGCAGAUGAAAAUAAUAAUAAUAAUAAUUUUAAAACAGGAUAUUAUGAAAUAAAAACAGAAAACAAACAACAACAACAACAACAAACAUGAGGACAUCUCAGCGGACUCUCCAACAACACGGUUUUAAUCUUCCAGCUGCCUUACAUCCAGGCUUACAACUGAGGCUGAACUGCUAAUGCAAACGCAGUCGAAGGCCUUCUGAAAAUGCUGUGAUACAUGUGUGUAUAACUUUUUCUUCCCUCUUCUUCUUUUAUUUAUUUAUUUUUAAGAAAAAAAAAAUUUAAAACAUUGCAGUGUGAUUGUCCACUACACCAUCCAUGCUGUGUUUGUGGCCCAAGACUGAGGCAACCGCAGAAGCGCGAGGAAAGCCGUCAGGUCUGAGGCAGCGUGGCUCCUCCGGAGGAUUUCUGGAUGGUUUUGGCUUUUCACGGAGCAUCUGAGAGUUCAGGAUGGCGGAUGCAAGGGAAGACUGACCAGGGAGAAGGGAGGUGGGGGGAGCUGUGGCAAGUGUUCCUCCCAGUUAUCUACUGGAUUGGGAUUUUGUUGAGUUUCCGUUUUGGAUGUUUGAGCAAACUGGGCAAAAGCCAUUGCCGAGGAGAAAAGGGGAGCUAAUGUCUGUAAGGGAGAAGUAAGAGACGCCUCUUGCUGUGUUCAUGUAUGCCAAAUGAGACGUUCCCACAUCUUGUCUUUGCUAAACCACCCCAGUUCACUGGACAUCUCCGCUCUCCAUCUGGGGGAACUGUGUACAGAUGAAAGGAAAGGGUCAGAUGCAGAGAACGGAGAUCCAUUUCCCAUGAGCUCAAGCUUCGUAUGAUAUAAUUGUGAAUCCGCAAAUGGGACUCUCUCUCUCUCUAUCUCUUUUGGUCUUUCUCUUUUUCCCUAUGCUCCUAUUCCCAUUGCCUCCUUUUCCCUUUGCUCUGCUCUUCCCAUCCCUCAGGCCACAGAUCCCAGAAGAGCUAACUGAACGGAUAAAGGCGAUGAGAGCCUUUGGGGGAAGCAAAGCAUCUUGGCUGCAAGGGCAGCAGCUCUGUGCAGGGGAGCUGUGGCUGAGGGGAAGGUGGUGUAGGGCCAGAGGGAGCUGGGAGAGGUGACUACGGGGUGGCCGUGUGCAGGAGCAGUGGCACCACCGACAAAUGCAAAGGGAGGCAGGGCAAAGCAAAAAAAUCCCCCUCCCAACCAACCCGACCCAACAUGCUCUUAAUUCAGGGAUAGUUCCAGCAAUCCUUUCUUACCCAUGAUAACUGCAUGCCAUCAGUCCUCGUUAGUCAAUAAAAAGCAGCCCCUGAAUCUACAAAAACUCACCGGGAGAAGGAGGCAACCAGUUGAAACUGUGCCUGCUGCACAGAAAUAAAGGCAUUAAUCUCCAGAUCAUGCUAUUUACACAGCUGGCAAGAAACAGCAUUUUGCCUUGUUAAAAAAAAUAAAAUAAAAUCCAACCAACAACUGAUUGUCAUGCAGCCCAGUCGCAUAGCCAGCCAUUCCCCUUCCUGGCCUGCUUCCCCUCCCUGUUACACCUUGUGUGAUGAUGUUGCUUUAUUAACGGUGCCCGAAGAAAUCAAGUUUCUGAAGGGCAUUUUGGAGUAGGCAAGAUUUGGUUUUCUUGCACUCUUGCCCAGCUACUUAGCUUUUCUCUUCUCUGGUUUGCAAAUUCCUGAGACACACCAAUGCCAGCUGCCAAGGCAGUGUGUUGCCACUGAAAUGCCACUCCUGGCAAGCAAAGUUUGGUCAUUUCAUUCUCCAUUAGAUCUGACUGGAGAAACUAAGUAUUUAUUCAUGUCGAAAAUGUAAGCUUUUUGAAGAAACUUUCUCUUAAAGUAGAUUGGAUUUUUUUUUUCUUGGCUGUGUUUUCAAACAGAGUGGCUUUGGGAAGCUUUGAAACCGAAUAAGCAAGUGCCCACUAGGCAAGGAGGCUGAUGAGUUACCAUUGGGCAGAAGGCAAUUAAAGCUCAAAACAGCUCUUGGAAAGCUAAAUUACAACUGAAUGCAGAAAACCAAACAUUGAAUACCAAAAGGGACCUGUAAAAAUAUUUGUGAAAAAAUUCAAAAUAUGAACAAUUUUGAGGAAAAAAAAAAUCUCACAAAGGUGUUAAUGCUUUAGAAAACUGGUAAUUGAUUAAAACAUCUUUGAACACAAACUUUCCUCCUCCUCUGUAGUUAUGAGUGUGUUAGGGAAGCUCUUUCGUGUGAAUACUGAUACCUGGAGUGACCUGGGUGAAGGGCACGGAGGUUUCUAGCUGGUGUCCACCAUCCAGCCCUGUGGCAUGGGAAGCAGUACGAGAGCUGCUGUGACAAGGUGCAGCCUGGUGUGACCCCUGAGCAUGCACAGGGUGUGCUCUCUUGCAGGAGGAGUUUGGAAGGAGGUAUAGCAGUGAGAUUUAAAGCAAUGGAAGGCAUUUUGCUGCUUCAUGGCCUCUCACAUCUUCUUUCUGCGGCUGGCAUGGAGGCAGUUCUGCCUCGAUGAAGUGUUCUCGGAAGGUGUUGGUUGGUUUACAAGCUGUAUUUGAGCUGAGUGCUGGUCUGUGCGUGGCGAUGGUGGAAGAAAGACAGGUUUAUUUUUCCUUACAGCAGAGAAGUGUUAACCCUGGAUCUUUAGGCCAGGUCUGGGAUUUUCCACUCGCUAUAGCACAGGCUCCCUGAGGCCUGUGUGAGUAUGAACUGUGUUAAAAACUGUGGGUGUAAGUGCCUGAAGCAGCAGGUGAAUGCAUAACCUUAAUCUCAAGCUGGAUCCCUAAAGGACCAUUUGUCCAAGCACCAGUUGUCUCAUCUUUGCAGGGCUGACUCAAAAGACAUCCAGAUCCAGAUUUGUGACAGUUCGUGUCUCCUUCCCUCCUGAGCCAAAGCACACUCCCGUCUAGUCUGAAUUUCUGCAUUUUGGGGAGGCUUUGAAAUGUCCUUCUAAGCAGAGAUUCAAGCUUUCUGACUAGUGUCUGGUUUUCUAGUUUGAGCAGUAGUUAGAGGUCUGUCAGCUGUGGUCCCCACAUUAAGGGGCUUGACCCAGUCUCUCUGGCCUGCCCGGGCGUGGUGUUUAAGCAUGUGCUUUACUUCAAGCAUGUGACUGCUCCCAUUCACUUCGGUAGACUAUUCAUAUGCUUAAAGUUAAGAAUGUGCUUUGCUGGGCGAUGUUCAGCUUCCCGCAGAGUCCAGCCUCGUCCUUGUUUCCCUACCCUGUCCUUGUGGCUGAUGUGACGCCCUUGCCCUAGCCCGACGUGUCAGCGGGUGCUCGGACUCCCUCUCUCCGACAGGAGCGGUUCUUGUACUCCAGCUUUCCUACAGGGGCUGUCCCGGGAUGGCAGGGAGUUAGCUACAAGGGCUUCUGCUGCCCGUUCCUGCACUGUGUAGGUGAGGGGGCUACGUGGCAGGAGUCCGUGUGCUCUGUAUCUUCUGGACUGUGUAGGACACCUUCUUCAAGCUAAAGCUGUUUGCGUGUUGAAAUUCCUGACUCAUGCUGGCCGCCUGUAUAUAUCAUCUCAGCCUUCUCCUUCUCUGCAAACACACAACUGAUCUUCCCUGAUCUGAAGAGAAUAGUACUUCGAGUUAUAUUUCUAGUUGGGCUUUCUUUUUCUUUCUAUGCUACCCCAGGGACAGUCACAAGUGGAUCACAAGCCACCAGUGACCAAGAGCAAUUUCUUUGAAUUACUGCUUUUGAAAAAAUGUCAUUACUUUUGAAAAUGUUAUGCCAGCUACAGUAACAAAUGAAAGGAAAAAGAAAACCAAAAAACCCUCAGAGUCCUCUAAGCAGAGGAUCCUGUCCUCCCAGGAGAGACCUGCGAGAGUGCAGGUAUUCUGCUUUCCUGCAGACGCGAGCCAUGUGGGAGCACUUUUACCUGUGGCACGUUCGCUGUGUGGUUCAUCAGGUGAUGAAUAAAACAGCACCGGCAAGGGAGAGGAUUGAUAUGCAGGGGAUAUCUCAGAUUCCCAAGUGUUCCUGGAAGCCUGUCUCCCCAUGGCUGUCCAUUUACCCACCAUGCAGCACCUCCGAACCAGGCUCAUCCCUGGAGCCCCACUGAUAAGCAGAGCUCAGAAGAAAAUCACUGUAAUCUGUCCUUAAUUCUUGAGUGCCAAGCCAACUGCCAGGAGUGAAAUGGAGAGGAAAUAAUAUGUUACCAAGUAUAGCUUAAAUAAAAACAUGCAUUAUUCAGGCUCUUUCUUCUUUGUGUCUCUACAUAGGCGCAGAAGGGCUAUAGGGGAGCUCAGGCACAUUCCCACAAAGCAGCCCCGUGUAUCAACACUGCAUUUCCUUGCUCCCAGGUUUUGCAUGGCUUCCAUGGCCCAAUCCUGUUGUGCUCAUCCAGUCAGCAAGGGAAGACUCAAGGUGAAAAGCUGAGACAGUGCUGAAGGAUUGCCAGGCACCACGGACAGACAAGGAGCAAAAAGUGUGCAUGAGGCACGUAAAGGUUAGUGAUGAGUGAAUAUCCAAGGUCAGGGGCUAAGUUUCAAAGUAACCUGAUUUUGUUGCUGACUUCAGGCUCUCCAUAAGAUCUUGAUUCUGCCAGUCUGAGCUGGAAAGCUCAUAAAAACAGGGCUUAACUCCACACUUAGAGCCCCCCAUUUCCAGUAACAGCCAGGAAUAUAAUGCAUCUGAUUCAUAUUCUGUAGAAGCCCAUAGAAAGCUUCACCUUGGCUCCAGUGAGUUUUGGAUCAGGUGCCUCAACAAAUACCUUAGUGCUGUCCUGGUUAGCACUGAAAAUGAAAUGCGUGCUCACACACAUGGACAUCUAACGUUUAGCUUUAGGAAGAAACCAGUUUGUUUUGUUUUGUGAUUUAUGGUCUCCAUCCUGUCUGCCUCACUGUCUCCCAGAAUCACUAAUACCCCAAUCCUACAGCUUUCUUCAGAGCCAUAGCUAGAGAUUGUAAUGCUUUUUAGGACAAAGAACCUACUGCUGGUGCCAGUGGGCUCUGACAAGCUUCCUGUUGACAUCAGUGGGAGAACUGGAGCCUGAUACAAUGCUGUCAAUUUAACUGCAGUGUGCCUUGCACAUAUUUAGGAUAUAACCUGGAGAAAGAGACUGGACGACUGCCUCAGUAUAGGCCCCAAGAGGGAAAUGAAAUGCUGGUCCCCUUAAGUAAAGCACUCCAGAAUCACAGAUCAAUUGUCCUUCCUUGCUCAGGGAAGACUGGCAGUGAAAAUAACUGAGACUCAGAUAGGUUAUCUCCAGAGGAAGGUAGGGAGGGAAAAAAAAGGAAACCAGUUGCUGUAAGUCAGACCUGAUGGGCAUUGGCUGAGUUACACAAGGACGAUCCGAUGUCACCCACAGCAUCAACAGCCUGAAUUGCCAGUCCCUGCCCUGCCAGGGCAGGGACUUGUGUAUUUUUCUUUUACUGAUUAACACUCCUGCAGUGGCAGAAAACAACUUCAAAAGUUUUCUAGUGUAGGGUGUAUAUACAAAGACACCUUCACUCCCCUCUUCCUUAGGCACACACACACAUACAUACCCCGCAUGAUGUGGGUGCUAGUAACCUGUAAAUACGUGUACUAUAUGGAGAGGAAAUACAUUGCAAAAUGCAGCAUAAUACUUUGUUUUCUAUUCUUUUGUACUUAACUCAGGAGUUGCAAUGCAAUUCAGGUGUUAGGUUGUGUGUGCAGAUCACACAGAAGCUAUCUGCUAAAGAGAAGUGGGGAGGCACCAUCCAGCUGGGAUGAACUGGAUAUUCACCACUAGCCUGUGUUUGGAUAUUUAGGAAAGAGUUGCCAAUGUUGUUCUGAUCCCAGAGGUGCAGGGAAAGGAAGCAGCUGAGACACGCAUAUGUCUUUCUUUCUGCCUGCUUUGCCUUUGGACAGAUACAUCCAGCAAAAGGAGGGGCAGGGAACAACAGCUCAGGGCAGUAACAUCCUGAAACAUCGCAGCAAGACUCUCCAGAGCUGACCAUCAGUGCUCUUAAAUAUGGGGUUUCUACAGACCUACUUCUGUAUCCAGCCAGUCCUGAGCUAGCAAUUCUACCUCCGAAAAUGCAGUUGUGCCCACAAGUCCUUACUACCUUCUAGUGCCACAGACCUUGGCAGUAAACACUGCUGGUGUGGUACAAGUGGGAUUUGCUUUCUGAACUGUAAGGCUACAGGAAAAUAAAAUCAAAAUCCCACCAGGAGAGCCUUGGUAUUUGCAAGAUUGGCUCUUGCAACCCACUGUUGCAAGAUGUUUCUCUAAAACAGAUGGUCAGUGUUCACAUUAGUCACAAGAGAAAAAAGUGCACCAUAUCACCUCCAACUCAGAAAAGUUUGCAGUCCCCUAAGGUAGAAAUCCUGCUGUACUGAGAGGCAGCGCCGUGCCGCCUGAGUCUUACUUCUGUCCUCUGCAGAGGGCUCGUGCAGGCUGCUGGCAGCACCACGACCGCAGGUAAUGCUGCCCAGUGCAGCAGGGAGCUUCACAUCCCCGUGGCUCCGUGCCCUACCUGCGGCAAUGGAGCACAGGAAUAGCGCUGCAAAGGCAAUUCCUUUCAAGUGGCCUUGUUGUUUUGCCAGCUGGUCGGAAAUUCCCAAGCAGCAACAGCAAUUCUGGAAGAGUCACGUCUUCAAAAAGCUGUGUGGCAUGCAGCUUUCACUCCAGUUUCAAACCGAUGUAGACACCAAGGAGCAUCAAUCAGACUGGGGUCAGUCUCCUGGGGUCUGGCGCACAAAAGAGCCACAGCCUCCAAUUCCUGUUCAGGCAGUGAUUAGGAGUAAAACACUAAAUGCUCCUGGUGCUGAUACAAUUAAAAAGACAAAACAAAACAACAACAACAACAACAAAAAAACACCCAACACACAAGCUCCUGAUUUGCUUAAGCUCUUGCAAUAUUUUAUCUCAAGAAUAGUCUUCAUCCGUCUGAAGCAUAACGCCACAGUUUUUUGUGAAGGAUUUUUCAUUAACGAUAUAGAUCAUAAGAAAAAAGUUCAAGUAGUCAUAACAACAAAAUAAAAGUGCAGCCUUAGACUAUUCGGUAAGAGGGUACUGAAUUAUUUAUAACUCCUGGGCACCGACAACAAUCACAGACAUCUAAUUUAAACUGUUACUAUUUUUACUUGGCAAUUUCCAUCACUUAACGUGUUUAUAUUCAUGUAUUUGUAGUUUGAUCUUGUGCAGGACAAAACUUCCCCGACUUACGUAAAAAUGCCUAUUUGGGGACUUUUGAAGAUAUUUUUCUGCAGUAACUUAAAUUAUUUUAAAGCAUUUUGUGACCUUGUAUGGCAGAGGUUACAACUUCGAAAGCUGUAAACUGUCCCUAAAAUGGGCUUGAACUUGCAGUUCCUUCUCAAGUAAAAUCCCCUUUGAUUACAGGUAAUUGGAAUCAAUGAGAAGUUUGUUUCAUUCAAACUGUAAGACUGGGUCCUACCUAUGUGUAGAUGUGGUGGGAGACUUAGGCUAGGGGGGCUAUAUUUGUAUGUCAGCCCGCUGCAGGAUCUUUUGCAUAGACGCAGGAACAGUCACUACUAAGUCACUCCUACUUUAUACCAAUCUCUUUUUGUAAAAAUAAAAAAAACAAACACAACCAUUAUACUCAUGUGUGGCUGGAAUAAUGCAGUGGUAAUUGUAGCCCAUAGGCUGAUGCAGAUAUACAUGUAUAUAUGUAUAUAUAUGUAUACAUCUUUGUAAAUUUAUGAAAAAUGUCCAUAGAUUCAUGACUGCCUGAAGGAACCUGAAGUCAAUGUACAGAAUUUCAGGCAGAGGACUGUUUCUUUUUCACAAUCCUCAUGUAUCUCAGAUUCAAAUCAAAACAAAGGAAAAAGUAUUAUUUCCCAGGAAAACCCUGAUUCUGCCAUUGCACCAGUCUAGGAGGGGCAUCUCGCUAGUCAGUGGUAUGCACACCCAUACACAUAUAUCCAGUCGCAGGACUGGGUCUCAAGGGCUUCUCUAAGGAAGAGAAAUGGACUUUAAAAGCCAUGGCAGAAUUUCUGUUCCACAUCAGCUCUCUAAGACUCAGUUAUCCUCUACCAAGAAGUCCUUUGUACAGAUGCUCUUCUUCUGCACAUAGGUGUAUGUCUGUGAGGAGGAUCUCCGUGGAUGAAGUCAAAUUACACAAAGGCCUGGAUUUUCUGACCUGAAUCCAUCCCCAUUAACCUUAGGCACUUAAUUGAGCUGUUGGUGUUGAUGGUCUUGUCUGCCUUGGUUUCUUGUAUAGUUAAUGAAGGGAGACAGUUGCCUCUAGGUGGUAACUGAGAACUGAGAUCUGACCCAGUUUUGGAGUUCCUUCUCCCCCCAUGGAGUGACCACUCCCCUAUUUUAAAAGAUCUUAAAUCCCAGUGGGAUGACCCAAGGACCUUGUGCAGAAGAACAUCCAUAAGGAGAUCAGUUGUGGUGCUCACCAUGCACCAUGCAGCAAAAGGAGAUGUUCACAGCAGCCUUCUCCACCCCAAACUGUAACAUGGCUGCAAAGGAUAGGGCUUGCUCCAGUCUUUGGAAACUGCAUUUGUAGCGGGUUCCUUAUGGUGGCCUCCAGUUGUAGACCACUGCAUAGUCCCAAUGUUGGAGGUCAGAGACCUUUGGUCUGAACUCUUCACCAUUCCCUGCCAGUUUGGGCAUUACUGAACCAGUGCAAUGAGUGAAUUUACAUCCUAAAAGUUUGAAAAUCUAAGCUGCUCAGAGAUUACUUUCUUGCUCCAUCUCCAAACUAGCCUGGAAAAUGUCAUCUAGUUGGUAGUGAGCAUCAAAAAAAAAUCCCCUCCAAGGUACAGUUUGGGUAUUUUAUUUUUUUCAAUGUUAACAACUGCUUUACAAACAGCUUACAUGGAGCUUAAAGAGAUUGCAAUUUCAUCCCUUAUUGUUGGGAUUAUAGUUGUCCUCAAAAAAACUGAACCAGGGACUCAACAAGAGAAUGAACUGUGACUGUAUUAUUCAGAAAGCUGCUCUGACAAGGCUGAACAUGCGUCUCCAUCUCAUGGUGGGAGUCUCUCAGAGCUGAAAUCUGGAAUCACGUAUUGACACCAAGUUGGAAAGACCAGCAAGUUAAUCCAGUAUAAGAACUUUGUGGUGCUUGCAUAUUCCCAUAUUUUACCUGAAUAGAAUAAACACAGUCAGGGGAAUGGAGAAAUUAAACCCAUUUCUGAGAACUCCAGGGCUGAGUGAACUUUGGCUGUGGUGGCAACAGAUGGUCACUACUAUUUAUUUCCACAGCUAAAGUGAAGUCAGGAACUUGACAAUGCUCACCCAUCUCUCAGAAUGAAUUUAUUUUUUGAAAUACUGUUAGGGUUAUGGUGAGAAGAACUUCAGAUGGCCUGCAGGGACCUACAAAGUAAAUAUUCAAUAUUGUGUACCAAUACUUAGGGAGAGACUUCAGCAAGAAAGUGGGAGAUAAAACUGAGUUCCAGGGAUCAAAAGAUAUUUUUCAGCACAGUACCUCCUUGUCUAAUCUGUACUGUUUCAUCCUGACGUUCCUCUCCUGUUCUCCCUUUCCCUCUUUUGAGGAGUCAGAUGUGUAUAUCUCUCUUUCUCCCUUUUCCUCUCUGUGUGAGAAUAUAGAGAUGCUUCCUGUAAAGACGUUUAUCUCUAAAUCCCAUUCCGUACCGACUCUUGCAUAUGUGACUGUUUUGUUAUUUGAGAUGUCUGUGAAAAAGAAAUAAAGGCUUUAAGAGUGAACUCUGGAAAUGAGGAGAAGCUUGAGAAUAAAUCAAAUUUAAGGAUUCAGCACCAUUUUCUUCAUGACUUUUGAGAACGGUCACAAAAUUUCAUUGUCUUCCUCUCCCUCUCUCUCUGUGAGAGGGAUGGGGAUGGUCCUGGGAUGUGGGACUCAGAGGUUGCUGUAGAGUUCACUGGGUCCCAUGAGGGUUUUGCAGACUUUAUGGAGGGUUAAUGUCAAAGAAAACCUCCUUUUCAAAGGCAGUGACGGCCCUGUGCAACAUCAGUUGGGAGGGAGGCUCUGUGGGGUGAUUCUGUCCCAGUUUACCUUUCUUUGCUGUUCUUUACCAUAGCCCUGUGCAUCCAGCCAUGUGCACCACCCCCAGUGCUGCAUUCUCCACACUGCAUUUGGAUUACAUUCUUGGAGAAUGCUCUACCUUCUCUUUAAAAAAAAAAUUAAAAAACUUCACCUCUGAAUGAAAGCCAUAAUCGGUCCUGUGACCCUGCAGCAGGGGGUGAGCACACGGCCUCCAGUGGGAUGGCCGCAAGGCCUUGGCACUGGGGUGAUCCCAGCGGUGGGCAGGAGAGUGGGCCCAGCACACGUGGCCGUCUCACACCGGGGCAGUAAAGCAUCCCACCCUGUUUCAUGAACCAUUUGGCCACUUCAGCUCUGUGGGGCCGACUCCUCGCUGUCUCACACCUGUGCCACCACACGGUCCUACAGCCAUGGAGAAGCACAGCUGUGUGAAGGCCCGGACUUUCUGCACAGGCCUCAGAUCAGACUCCAUCCGCAGCUGGUGCAUCUCACAUUUAGAGUUUCUUCUGCCACAGUACACAACCUACCAACUGACCAAACAUUUUUGGAGGGUUCCCCUUCUGUGACUCCCUUGUCAGACCUCUGUUCCUUAAGGAAAAACAUCUUUCUGCUGAGAGGCACUGAAACAAGUCCCAGAACCUCUCCUUCCUUCAGUGAUGACAAAAGUUGCAGUCACCACUUUCUCUAACUGACAGUCUGGGAGACUUAGCAUAAUAAUUCACUUAAAUGCCUGCAAACUGAAUCAUGUCAGCACUUCUCUAGGGCAUUCCCAAGUGAAAUGAUAUGACUGGUACAAGACAUUUGUCAUGUGAAUGCAUCUUGGCCAGAUGUUUAUGUUUCCUCUAAGUGCAAUACAUACGUAUCAAAGCUGGAUUAGAAAAGACCUAGAAUGCCACACAACUCAGGCUUAUUCAGAGAAAUGCACUGAUAGGUUGCAUUUUCCUGGCAUAUUUUCUCUUCAGAAAAUUUUACAAAUACAAGUCACACCAGGCCUCUCAGAGGCAGGUAGGUGUUACAGCCAUUUUAGAGGUAGGGAACCAAAAGCCGGGGAAAAGACCUGAUGUUUAGCGGUUUUUUGCACCCUCACAACUUCCAUUAGCUGCAGGUGGGCCUUCUGUUUUCAGCACUUUUGACAAUCCAGACUGUAGCUGGUUUAUCCAAAUCUGCAGUGGCUGUAAAUGUGGAAGCUAGGAUUAGGACGCUCGGGAGAUCCCGACUUCAUCAGAGCACUGCUACAAAGCUUUGAUCCCACAAAGCAUGUAAGCACUUGCCUAAUUUCAAGCAUGAAUGUCCCAUUAAUGAUACUAUCACCAUGCUUAAAGCUAGGCACAUGCCUAAUUGCUUUGCUAGACUGGGAAUUACAUUAAAAUGUACUAAACUUUAGAGUCUUUGGAAAUUCCCAAAAUGUGUUCAUUUCUGAUAAUGUUUCAGGCAUUGUCAAGGACAUUUGAACUGUAUAUGCAGUGCAAUCUGUCUGAAGUAGCUCAACCAAGAGGACCACCUUUAGCCAACAAGCAAAGAGUUUAAUGUGUUUGGGACAGUAGCAUCCAGCUGUCGGAAGUAAUCGAGGGUGGCAUGUACUGCAGGAGUCUCCCUUCUGCACUGCUGCAAGAGGCAAUGUGGCUCCUGUGGCCAUUGGUGCUAACAAAAACUUAACAGCAAAUGAUUACUGCAUUAGGCUGUUCUGGUAAAAUGCGAUUGUGUUGGCUAAUUUCACAAGGAAUGCUACAUCUUAUCAAAUGUAUUGUACUCUCCAUUUCUUCCUGUAAAUUAUUGCAGAAGAGAUGAACAGAAGUUGUUUAAACAUGACACAAACCCAAAAUUCUUGCUCCGUUAAUCCAAGGUGCUAAUCUGCAGACACGCGGGCAUUUGCAUAUGUGCAUUGGUGUUUGCAGGACCGUGGCCCUGAAGGAUAACUAAUUUUAUAGCAGGGUUGAGGUCAGGGAACUAACACGGGGAAUUGACAAAGCCUGUGACUUUGAAAUGGCAAAAGUUGCAGAAAGCGUCACAGGACUUUGCCAAAAAACUGGCUGCAUCUUACGAUUUUCCUUUUGUUUUGAUUUUGUUUGGUUGGUUUCGUUUUUUAUCCAAAUUGGCAAAGAAUACUGUAUUUCCAUCGAUAAAAUCUCGUCUGGUAACUAACUAAACAACCUGUUCAUGGAAAAUUAAAAAAAAAUAAAUAAGUAAACUGUCAAUUGUGGAAUGUAAACUGACUAAAUAAAUAAAAAAAUCAUGUUGUGUGUUUUAA
This is a messenger RNA of Anas platyrhynchos (mallard), 15436 nucleotides long. RefSeq names its product transmembrane protein 178B (gene TMEM178B). Gene Ontology annotation, cellular component: membrane. NCBI's taxonomy places the organism in Eukaryota, Metazoa, Chordata, Aves, Anseriformes, Anatidae. The record is from RefSeq and is a predicted model, not a curated record.